AUGGAGUGCUGUCUUAUAUUUUCGAUGCCAAUGAAACUUACUGACUAUGAAAAGGUGCUAACUGUCCCAUUUUGGAAAUUAACAACUCAUGUUUUGGUUCAGGUAGUGGAAGCAUCGGUGAGUAGGAACCGCAGUACGAUCAUUGUUCCAGCAGGAAGUGCCCGGGAUGAAGGAUGGGCUGCUUUCCGCAACAUUUUAGCUGAGGUCAAUGAGGCUUCUAGGCUUUUUAUCCUACCUAAUCAGCAAAAUUCUGAACCUUCAGAACGCCUCGUGGGUCUUUCUGACGAUGUAGGUGCGGGAUUCAUAUCUGGUCAUAGUACUCAACCUGCUUCAACAUCUGAAUUAAAUGUAGAACGGUCAGUUGAAUUACCUUCGCAGGAAGAACUUGGUAGCCUAGGGGUUUCAAAGGUAAUCAGAACUGAUCAGAAGAGAUUCUUCUUUGAUCUUGGGAGUAACAACAGGGGUCACUUCUUGAGAAUAUCUGAGGUGGCAGGUGCCGAUCGCUCCUCCAUCAUUCUCCCUUUAUCUGGGCUGAAACAAUUCCAUGAAAUGAUUGGUCAUUUUGUGGAGAUCACAAAAGAUCGACUUGAAGGGAUGACAGGUGCGAAUGUCCGGACAGUGGAGCCACCGCAUAGAGGAAUCUGAUGAUUUGGGGUGGUGAACCAAGCUCAAGAGUGUUGCAAAUGUUAGAUCUAUUAUUCUAUCCAUUUGAAUAGGGGUGUGCAUAAUGUUGGUCUUAUUUCUUUAAUUCUCUUAUUCAAGUCUAAAAAUAAUUCAGUAUCUCUGGGUCGUGAUCUCUUGGAAGGGAAAUGGGGGCUGUUUGUCAAGCUUAUUUCCAAUCAAGUAAUAAUGGAAAAACCCCUGUAUUGAUUCAUAACAUUUGCAUUCAUUUUUAGUGAAACGACCUACUUUAAUGCAAGACCA
Messenger RNA from Macadamia integrifolia, 924 nucleotides. Its product is annotated as transcription factor Pur-alpha 1-like. The transcript is spliced from 4 exons. Gene Ontology annotation, cellular component: nucleus. Gene Ontology annotation, biological process: regulation of transcription by RNA polymerase II. Gene Ontology annotation, molecular function: purine-rich negative regulatory element binding; DNA-binding transcription factor activity, RNA polymerase II-specific; RNA polymerase II transcription regulatory region sequence-specific DNA binding. NCBI's taxonomy places the organism in Eukaryota, Viridiplantae, Streptophyta, Magnoliopsida, Proteales, Proteaceae. Bases 1 to 645 code for a protein of 214 amino acids. The record is from RefSeq and is a predicted model, not a curated record.